AUGGCUGUCAAGGGGACAAAGAAGCGCUCCGCGCAUAGCUCACAAAGGCCGUCCAAGAAGCGCAAAUUAGCCGACGAUGGGAAGUCGGCGAAAGCAAAGGUCAAAGGCAAGGACCGUGCAUCCGACAAGCCUACCAUCGAAAUCCCCAACCGCGGAGACGAAGACGACGUCGAACUUUCAGAUGACGACCUGGAGCUCCUGCAAGAAUACGGGGGCGCAGUCUCUUUCCUCACUGCAUUAGACGAAAAGGGCAUCGCUAGGAGCAAAAAGGAGACAGAGCGGUUACACUUGCUCAAUAAACCGGUCCGAAAAGCCGUAGAUGACGACCUCCCCUCUAUACACUCACAUGAUUCAGACGAAGACGACUGGAGUUCCGGAGCCAGCGGCAUGGGGGAUCUGUCCUCGGACGAAGACCUCUCAGAUGACGAAGACAUAUCCGACGAUUCCGAAGCGGAGUCCUCGACAAAAACGACAGAGAAGCGUCGGCGAAAACGAAAAGACGACUCUGACGAAGAGGAGAUGUCCUAUGAAGCCCAGCCCCGGAAACGCCACGCGUCCUGGGAGCCUGAAAAAGACAAGGACAAAGGGAUCGAGCGGCUGCCCAUCAAGCUCGCGGACGGGCGGAUCCAGAAAAGCGGCGGCGACAACGUCGUGUUGGACAAUGACGAAGAGAGCGGUCCAGAAAGCGAAGAGGAGCGCGAAGAUGGGCAAGCGGCCGCGGAGGCUGCGCAACGGUACCGAGUGGAGGACGUCGCCACCGGCGCGCGGUUUGGCCGGCCUGCGGUGGUCGACGUGAUCGGCCUAAAGUCCCGGAAAGCGCGAAUACAGGGCGCGAAGGAGCAGAUCGCGGGGCUGUGCCAGGAGAUUCUGGGCGACCCAGAGAAUAGCCUAGGCCUGUUGCGGCGUCUGCACACCUUUUCCUUGCCCGCGGUUUCCACACCCACGCAUCCGGAGCCCGUUCCGAAUGACCCUGUCAUACGGAAGCUGACAAUGCUGUCACAGCUUGCGGUGUUCAAAGAUGUCGUCCCUGGUUACCGGAUACGUGCUUUGACAGACUUGGAGAAGGCUGAGAAGGUGAGCCAGAUGGUCCAACGUACCCGGGACUGGGAGCAGGGUCUCGUGAGCGUGUACCAAGCGUACCUGCGCGGUCUGGAGGCGGAACUCAAAGCGAAGAGCGAGCUCGCUGAGCCGGCGCUGCAUUGCAUGUGCACCCUGCUAGUGGAAGUGACACACUUCAACUUCCGCGUCAACCUUAUGAGUUCUAUAGUCGCCGCGCUAAGCCGGAAGUCCUGGGACAAAUCCUCAGAUUUGUGUCUCGAAACGCUCAUCAAGGUGUUCCGUGCCGACAACACCGGAGAGGCCUCGCUGGAAAUCGUGCGCCUGCUGAACCGGAUGAUCAAAGAGCGCAAGUACAACGUCCACCCGGAAGUACUGUCGUGCCUGCUCCACCUCCGCCUGAAGACGGAGCUCGGUGUCCGCUCGUCUGAUUCUAGAGCCGACAAGGAGCAUAGCGCCAGACCGAUGACCAAGGGCCGCGCCGCCGCAAAGCGUGCGAAGGGAAAGACCGUUGACCGGCCUUAUUUGAGCAAGAAGGCACAGAAGGUCAUGAAGGAGCGAAAAGAAAUCGAGAAGGAGAUGCAUGAAGCUGCGGCGGAGGUCGACAAGGAAGAGCGCGCGACGCGGCACACCGAGGCGCUCAAGCUGCUGUUCGUGCUCUACUUCAGCGUCCUCAAGAACCCGCGCCCAACACCGCUGCUACCUGCAGCGCUGCGCGGCAUCGCCAAGUUCGCGCACCUGGUGAACAUCGACUUCUUCAAGGACCUCCUACAGGUGCUCAAGAACCUCAUGGCGCGCGGCGCAGAGGACCCCGCGGACGGGGACGCAGACGCGCCCGCGCCGGGCCCGCAUGACGCAUCGAACAUCGCCACCGUACAGCACCAGCUGCUCUGUGUCGUCACGGCGUUUGAGCUCCUCUCCGGCCAAGGCGAGGCCCUCGACAUCGAUCUGUCCGACUUCAUCAACCGCCUGUACGCGAUCCUGCCCCAGCUCGCGCUCAUGCCGGACCGCACGCGCCGCCCCCCGCCGUCGACCGCGGACGUGCUCUUCCGCGCGCUGCACCUCGCGUUCACCCCGCGCUCGUCCGCGGCCGCCGCGCCGCCGUGGCGCUCCGCGGCGUUCGCGAAGCGGCUGCUCAGCGCCGCGCUGCAGUGGCCCCCCGCGAGUGCGGUGCGCGCGGUCGAGCUCGUGCGCGAGCUCGUCGAGCGCGACCCGAAGCUCGGCGCGCUGCUGUCGACGGAGGACCGCGCGGGGGACGGCGUGUACCGGGCGGACCUGGACGACCCGCAGCUGAGCAAUCCGUUCGGGACGUCGUUCUACGAGCUGCAUGCGCUUGCGGGGAGGCACUGGGCGGAGGCGGUGCGCGGUGCGGCGGGGAAGCUUUUGAAUUCCUCUUCAUAA
Trametes versicolor FP-101664 SS1 is the source of this 2457-nucleotide messenger RNA. RefSeq names its product nucleolar complex-associated protein 3. Bases 1 to 2457 code for a protein of 818 amino acids. The transcript is spliced from 9 exons. Gene Ontology annotation, molecular function: chromatin binding. Gene Ontology annotation, biological process: DNA replication initiation. The record is from RefSeq and is a predicted model, not a curated record. NCBI's taxonomy places the organism in Eukaryota, Fungi, Basidiomycota, Agaricomycetes, Polyporales, Polyporaceae. Gene Ontology annotation, cellular component: nucleolus.